Arachis duranensis is the source of this 1823-nucleotide messenger RNA. RefSeq lists its product as uncharacterized. Bases 843 to 1493 code for a protein of 216 amino acids. The transcript has 7 exons. NCBI's taxonomy places the organism in Eukaryota, Viridiplantae, Streptophyta, Magnoliopsida, Fabales, Fabaceae. The record is from RefSeq and is a predicted model, not a curated record. Gene Ontology annotation, cellular component: mitochondrion.
CUUCUCUCUCACUCUCACAUUCUCAGAAUCAGUUUCUCACCAAAAUUCCUAAUUUCCUAACCCUAUCAGAGUAAACACCGCUGCCACCGUCAGUCCGCAGCCGCCUGCUCGUCGUGAAGCCCCACCAGCCACCGUCUGCCCCCCAGCCGCCGCCACUCUUCUCUUCCUCACCGUCUCUGUGCUCGUCGCGAAGGCCUACCUGCCACCGUCACCCCCAGCCGCCGCCACUCUUCUCCUCCUCACCGUCUCUGUGCUCGUCGUGAAGCCCGCCUCCGCCAUCGUCGUCAUCGGCAGUGACAGAGGGUACCGUCGUCGUCAUCCUCGAUCCUCUUCUCCUCCACGUCACGCGAACGGUUGCUCGAUCCUUUUCAUGCGCAUCCUCUCCUCCGUUAAUCUCUGCCCGGAGCCUCGCCGUGGAAUCUCUGCUCGGGGCCUCGCCAUCGCAAGCUGAUCCGCUUCCGAGCUCACUCUGUCACCGCCGUUCCUCCCUCGCCGUAUCUCCGUGAAUCUGUUAGUCCAGGCUCCAGCGUCGUCUUCUUCGGUCACUCAGUCAGGUGAACGGACUGGCGAAGAAGCAGGUGUCACAACGAAAGGUGACAUCGACUGACAAAGAGGAAGGAAGUUGUUUUCACUAGUCACGACUGGCAGUGGCGACGCCGAUCAGAACGCGGGCAGAUUUGACGAUGAGAAAUUGAGAAUUUAGAGCUCCUUCCACUUCGAUUCGGUUACCUAAUUUAACUAAUUUCUCCGUACACAACUCCGUUUCCAUUUUAUGGCGUUUACCGCCAUGGAAGCCACCGACGACGCAGAAUCCCCCGCACCGAUUGUUCCUGAAGAUAACUAUGAAAUGUGUUUGCCUUCACCAUCCUGAGUUCAUUCAAUUAUUAGUUUCAUUGAUAUUAUCUAAUUUCCUUUACCAGGCCUCCCCAAAGUUAGCGGGAACUGUUAACUGGGGUACAACAACUGUUAUUGGAAUAUUUGCUGGCAUGUUAUACGGCGGUAGCAAGGAGGCAGCUGCUUCUGUUAGCAAGGACGCAGAAGUGACAUUGAAGCUUGGAAGUACAGAAGACAAACGUGAGCAAUAUCGUUUGAUGAGAGAUGCUAUGGAGAAACGAUUCAUUAGGGUUACACGGGGCUCAAUAGUUGGAGGAGUACGUCUUGGAAUGUUCACUGCUGCAUUUUAUGGCUUACAAAAUCUACUUGCAGAGCAGCGAGGUGUGCAUGAUGUUUUUAAUGUUGUUGGUGCUGGUUCAGCUACUGCUUCAGCUUUUGGUUUAAUAUUGCCAGGAUCACUACGUUGGCGAGCUAGGAACAUGUUGCUAGGAUCAGUUUUGGGAGCAGCAUUUUGCUUUCCUCUUGGUUGGCUCCAUUUGAAGCUGAUAGAAAAAGCUAAUGAAGGGAAUCAAGCUGCAAAUGAAAACUUAGAUAAGAGAGACAUAAAAAGUGGUGUUAGUGCUGCAAUCGAAAGGCUUGAAAGCAAUUUACACAAAUGAAAGCUAUUUGGCUACACAGAGGCAUGCCUUCUUGUUUCUAUUUUUCAGGGUGGUCAAGUAAUCAUGCAAUGGAGGAUGUGACACCACUGGGAAUGGCAUUGCUGUCCACUUAAUAGGAGAAAAAGUUGUAUUAAUUAAAUAAUUUCGUUGACCAAGUUGAGUCACACAGUUCUUCCAUAUGAAAUUAUGAUGCUACUAUUAGUUUGUUAUUAUGUUUUUAGUCUUGUUAUUAUGACUUAUGAGGCUAUUGUACAAAGAGAAACCUAUGCGUCGCAAGUAUGUCAUAUCCAAUUCAUGUUUAUCAUAAAAAAGGUCUUUUUUUUUGGUGUA